Laccaria bicolor S238N-H82 is the source of this 635-nucleotide messenger RNA. RefSeq lists its product as uncharacterized. The transcript has 5 exons. The record is from RefSeq and is a predicted model, not a curated record. NCBI's taxonomy places the organism in Eukaryota, Fungi, Basidiomycota, Agaricomycetes, Agaricales, Hydnangiaceae. The annotation marks the transcript as partial.
GCUGUAUUUUUGAUUUUGACGACAUGCCUCCUUCUUCAUUCAACAAUUUCUACGAUAUAUUAGGAGUUGACAAGCACACCUCCACUGACGAUGCAACCGAGGAAGGAAAGCAAGCUGCAGAAAUUCAGUUCCACAAGGUCCGCGAGGCGUUCGAAACCUUGUGUGAUCCUGAGAAGCGUAGGGCAUACGACACGCGACUCGGCAUGAAAGGAGACGCUCAACUCAUCUCUGAGGAAUCCGUCCGUCGAAUGGCUGAACGACGCGAAUGGGCUCGAAAGCAACAGGAAGAAAUCCAGAAGCGAGCCGACGCAUUUCAGGAAAAGAUUCGACGAGAACGGGAAGCCAAGGAACUGGCUAAAGCCAGAGAAUUAGAACAGGCCGCGAUGGCGGCAGAUAUGCUGAAAGAAAUGUACGAACACACACCUGGAUUCACGGAAAGGCGGGAGGCAGCGCUUCGGGUUCGUUCUUCUUUCCAAAUCUUCUACCAAAUUCGGUCCUCACGUUUUCUUAGCGAAAGGCCGAGCGCGAACGUGCAGAGCGACGCAGCCGCGGACAACGCCUCCGAUCGUAACACUAGAAGAGCCUACCUCGACCCACCUCACUUCUCCUCACAUCAUAUCUGUAAUGGUUAUUGA